UGUAUUUAAAUUUAUAAAUUUGUUGAAUUAAUUUCUAUCAUAAAAUAUUUUCCAUGAAUCAGAAAUAAAAUUUUCUUAAACUAAAAUUUGCACAGAAUAAUCGAAGAAUAAAGUUUUUGUUAUACUAAAACUAAAUUCACCAUACAUAAGCCUCUUAAUUUUUUAUUAGAAUAAAUUGAUAUUUAUAUAUUCAAAUGUGUUUGUAUUUAUUAUUUAUUAUAUAUAUCUGAAGUCGAUAGAAACAAAGCUGUGCUCUAUAUAUACAUACUGUGUAAGCAGUAUAAAUUUGUUGCUAAAAUAAGAGUCAUUAUGUUUGCGCAUGUUUCUGUUUGAGAUAAACAGAAAUGUUUCCGUCUAUAUGGUCUAUCACAACAAACUGAAUAGUCCUUCAAUAAGGAGCUAUGUGUCACAGACGAAAUAUUUCCAUAAUUUUGCCUUAAAUAAAAUGAUUUAAAGUUUUCUCGUUUUGUGAAAGUGAAAAUGGAUCCAAACAUCGACGAUUACACAUUCGAAAGCAUACUCGGCAAGGGAACCUUUGGAACUGUGUACUUGGUGAGAAGAAAGAAAGAUUUAAAGCCAUUUGUUAUAAAAAAACAGGAUUUAAAUGCGAUCAAAUAUUCACCCUCCAAGAGAGCAUUAGGCGAGAUACGAUGCCUGAAAAAAUUGAGACAUCCAAAUAUAGUAUUUUAUUACGGAGCAUGGAAGAAAAAUAAUCAUAGCUAUAUUCUUAUGGAGUAUGCAACUCGAUGUACUCUCAAGGAUUUGUUGGAAAAACGAAAAAUACCACUUAAAGAGGAGGAUGCACUAUACUUGUUUUCGCAAGUUAUUUUAGGAGUACAUCAUAUUCACUCAAAUAAAAUUCUUCAUCGAGACCUAAAACCAGAAAAUAUUAUGUUGACUGGCAGCCGCGGAGAUAUCGUUAAAAUCGGCGAUUUUGGUCUCGCAAAAAGUAUUCAAGAAGAUUCAAUAACUUGUCACGCAGGAUCUUACUAUUAUAUGGCUCCAGAAAUGUUCACUGUACACUCGUACGAGCUUAAGUGUGAUAUAUGGAGCCUGGGUGUUAUAUUAUACGAAAUGAUUACAAAGAAACUUCCAUUUCCAGCUACGAGUCUAGAGGAGAUUACGAAAUUAGUGUUCAACAGUCCACCGCGGCCUGUACCACAACAGACAUCAGCAUCCGUCAUUAAUCUAAUAUCGAAAAUGUUGAGGAAACAAAGUUCGUGCCGACCCCGCACUGAUCAGCUCGUACUUUGCCCUUUUCUUGCCCCUUACAUCGUUCGAGUAUACCUAAACCUCGGGCUGCAAUUGUAUCCGGACAUGUGGUGGAUUUUAUUACUGAGCUGUUGGCCGUAUCCGUUAUCGUGGAGCAUAACUUGGUAUCCUCCGAUUGCCUUAAAUGCUAUGCUCGGAGAACAAGUCGAUCUCGUGGGCGCAGUUAACGCGACUUCCGGUUGGACGAGAAAUACCGCGAACAAUGAAGAUUUCAAUGAUGCGGUCAACGGUUCAGAAUCCGGCAUCAAUCCGGGCCAGCCUCCCGUCAUCAAUUCCGUCGAUCGCGAACCACUGGACGAAGUGGAGCGCAUCGAACCUAGGCAAUGGCCAGGCAGACCGGAUAUCCUACCUACUCGCAGCACAGAGCCUUUUACCACGGAAACAUCUUUAUCGCCCAGAUCUCCGCAGCCUACUACGCUAGCACAGAGACAUCCUUCCACGCAAAGAUAUCCUACAGUUACCGUACCACCUCCGACGGUCACUGUUGAUGAAGUCUUCUGCGAUUUCGGACCGAUUCCGUCAAUGCCACUUUGCGAGUGGCAAAAUGGUAAUGGCGCUUUGGAAUGGACUCCAGGUACCGGAAUGGGAACAAACUGGUUGGGUGGACCAUCGAUCGACGCCACCAGCAGCACUAUGGACGGAGGAUACGCCUUUCUGGAGACAUCGCAAGUAUCUUCAAAGGAUCUGAAGUUCAAAAGCGCAGGAGGUCUUCUGCAUAGUCCACAGUUAGGUAGCACUGGAGUCGCUGGUACCUGUUUCAUGUUCAAAUAUACCAUGGACGGUCUCAGUAUCGCAGGACUGCGAGUAUUGCUUCAUGUCGGUGUGGACGAUUUCUCUUUUAAGAAGGAAGAAACCGAGGAAUUGCCUAUAGAAAAUACCACAACGGCAAAACCCUGCGAACCAGUAGAAGUCGUGGAGGAGCGUGUACUGUGGCAUGCGCAGUAUUACACGCUCGGAGUAUGGCAGCAGGCUCAAAUACUGUACACUUAUCCUGAGUUACAUUCGGUGAUUAUUGAAGGCGUUCCGGUGGAUUCCACAGACCCGUCGCGUCUCUAUCGUGGGUAUAUUGCCAUCGAUGACAUAGAUUUGCAACCUGGUACAUCAUGUAUUGGAUUCUGCAACUUUGCCGGUGGUUUCUGCGACUGGAACAACGAUGCGGAAGACGAUUUUGAUUGGAUAUAUAUAAAAUUCCCCCCAAAGAUUAGUCGCGGAAGCGGAAAUCCCACGACCGGGCCAGCAAUGGACAGUUCCAGUGAUCGUGCCACAGCCGGUGGUUACGCUUUCAUCGACUCCAGCUUUCCGCGAAGACCCGGUGACACGGCGAAAUUGAUAAGCUCAAGCUUUCCAGCAACCAGCGCUGACAUGCCAAUGUGUAUGCACUUCUGGUUUCACAUGUUUGGAUCCGGGAUAGGCUACCUGAAGCUCUUUUUACGUCACUUUCGCAGUUCAGAUAGUCAGGAGAUAUGGAGUCUGUCCGGAAAUGCCGGCAACGCUUGGUUCAUGUCGCAAGUCACGAUCAGUUCCCUCGACGAUUUUCAGCUAAUUUUCGAAGCAUCGGUAGGGAAUACCGGCAUGGGGGAUAUCGCCAUCGAUGAUAUCUCGUAUGGAUUAGGUGCUUGCCCUGUUUCGCCGCAAGUGGCCGGCCCGAUACCACGGGAUUGUACCUUCGAGGUCGAUGAAUGCGAUUGGAUCAAUUCGCGGGAUCCAGAUCGUGUCGAAUGGGAGAGACUGUCCACCCAGGUGUUAGGCCCGAGAAAUCAGAGGAAGCCAUACAGCAACGGACACACGGUUAAUCGACGCAACGAAUACUUCCUGGGAUUGGGACGUCUUCGGGGUGCUUCGCGAUCGUCCGGAGGUGGUACCGCUCAAUUGGUCAGUCGAGAGAUGAAGGGUACAGAGGAACCGCUCUGCAUUACGUUCUGGUAUUUUAUGUUCGAGCCAUUCAUCGAUUCCACAGGUCCUAGUUUGGGUGUCUUGCGAUUGUACGUGCAAGCAGUCGGCGAUAUUUCGACGGAAGCUAAACCGAUAUGGCAGCUGUACAACAAUCAAGGUCCCACAUGGAGCUAUGCUCAGGCUAACAUCAAUGAAAAUACGAAUUUCAAUAUCGUGUUCGAAGGCACAUGGGGUCCGAAUAGAGCAAGUGGUAGUGUAGGAAUCGAUGAUAUCUCCUUUUAUACAGGCAAUUGCAGCGUAAAACCAUUGAGUGCAGCCGUUCGCGCGGAAGAUUGCAGCUUCGAGAAGGAUUUGUGCGGAUGGGAGAACAUAACUGUAUCCGAUAACGAUCGGGCCGUGAUGUGGCAGCGUGCGUUUCAAACUCAUCGACCGGCUCAACUAUUGGAUAGGACCUUUGGUGCAACCGGCGACUUUGUCUUCUUCGAUAUCUUCACGACGAAUAAGCAAUCGACGAAAGUUAAAUUGCGAUCGCCCAUCAUCGACGCUUCACCUGAUGAGGAGUUUAUGUGCUUCACUUUCUGGUUCGCCGCGUUCGGUGUGGAAGAGUCCACUGCUUUGCGAGUAAUCAAGAUGCCUAGCGAAAAGGCUGAUGAGGAAAACGAGGACGAGCAAGGACAACCACUAUGGUCACUAACAGCUAAAGGGUUUAACAAUCCACGACCAGUAUGGAUGCCAGCCCAAGUGACAAUCGAAGCACGAAUUCCAUAUCGACUUAUUCUCGAAGGAAGCGCCAGUAAUGGAGGUUUUGCUGUCGACGACAUAAAAUUUCAGCCUUUAACCUGCGCAACUCGGCCAGCCAGUGCUCAACCAAUUGUAAAUGCGAUAUAA
Messenger RNA from Formica exsecta, 4053 nucleotides. Its product is annotated as MAM and LDL-receptor class A domain-containing protein 1-like. Gene Ontology annotation, cellular component: membrane. Gene Ontology annotation, biological process: protein phosphorylation. The record is from RefSeq and is a predicted model, not a curated record. The transcript is spliced from 17 exons. Gene Ontology annotation, molecular function: ATP binding; protein kinase activity. Lineage: Eukaryota; Metazoa; Arthropoda; Insecta; Hymenoptera; Formicidae. The coding region runs from base 481 to 4053 and encodes 1190 amino acids.